CCAAUUGACCGGUUUCAAUUCAACCGCAGCAAAAGCUGAUGUAGGAGUGAUUCUUGAUCUUGAUACUACCUUUGGAAAGAUGUGUAGGACUUGCAUCUCGAUGGCUGUCGAAGAAUUCUACGCCAACCGCGAUCACACCACCAUGAUCGUGCCUCAUUUCCGGGAUUCGAAGAGUGAUGUAAUCGCUGCAGCUUACGCAGCUAUAGAUCUAUUGAAGAACACUCAAGUGAUGGCGAUCUUCGGGCCACAAAACUCGAAUCAAGCCGACGUCGUGAUAAAUAUCGGCGACCGAGUAAAGGUUCCAAUCAUUUCACCAGCAAUGAGUCCAUCUAUUUCGCCUCAAGAUUCACCCUACUUCAUAAGAUCAGCAUGGCCUUCCUUUUCUCAAUCCAAAGCAAUCGCAGCAAUCGUAGAAAAGUAUAAUUGGUCGAAAGUCGUUUUCGUCUAUGAGGAUUCGGGUUUUGGGAGGGGUUUAGUCCCGUUCUUGGACGAGGACAUGCUCGAGAGCAACGCUCAUGUCUCGUACCAAACUGCUAUUUCCCCUACAGCCACUGGCGAUCAAAUCGGCCGCGAGCUAGACAAGUUGAUGAAGAUGCAGACGAGGGUGUUCGUCGUUGAUAUGCUUCCGGAUCUUGCAUCCCGGUUCUUCAAGUUGGCGAAAGAAGCCGGGAUGAUGGAGAAAGGAUAUGCUUGGAUUGUUUCUGAUCCUCUUGCUAGUCUCCCGGAUUUGAUGGAUUCGAAGACUGUGGAGGCAAUGCAGGGCGUACUAGGUGUGAAGGCCCUCGUUCGAGAAUCCGAAGAAGUUACAAACUUCACGAAGAGAUAUAACAAGAGGUUUCGCGAUGAUAAUCCGAAAAUGGAGGUAGUAGUAAAGCCAAAUAUUUUCGGCCUCUGGGCUUAUGACAGCAUGACAUCUAUAGCGGAUGCAAUCGAACGAGGUGAUGUGACAUCACCGCGGUUCAAUAGAUCAGUCGAUGGAGGAAAUACCACGGAUUUGGAGGCGAUAGGAACAUCAAAUGCUGGAUCUUUACUCAUUGGUUUGAUGAAAAACUACGCGUUGAAAGGGUUGAGUGGCGAUUUCAACAUAAGUAACGGCCAACUGCAGCCGUCUGCGUUUGAGGUAGUGAAUGUACAUGGG
Molecule: messenger RNA, 1138 nt
Organism: Salvia hispanica
Lineage: Eukaryota; Viridiplantae; Streptophyta; Magnoliopsida; Lamiales; Lamiaceae
Source: RefSeq, a predicted model, not a curated record